Messenger RNA from Penicillium brevicompactum, 1518 nucleotides. Its product is annotated as putative RecQ family helicase RecQ. The record is from RefSeq and is a predicted model, not a curated record. NCBI's taxonomy places the organism in Eukaryota, Fungi, Ascomycota, Eurotiomycetes, Eurotiales, Aspergillaceae. Gene Ontology annotation, biological process: double-strand break repair via homologous recombination. The transcript has 4 exons. Bases 1 to 1518 code for a protein of 505 amino acids. Gene Ontology annotation, molecular function: four-way junction helicase activity; 3'-5' DNA helicase activity; nucleic acid binding. Gene Ontology annotation, cellular component: chromosome; cytoplasm.
AUGGCUCGAGUCUCCUUCGUGACGCGCGAAAGGGCUAAUAUGAAAUGGACCCUCAAAAAGGUUUUCAAAAAGGAUGGGUUUCGUCCGCUGCAGGAAGAGGUCAUUAUAUCUGUUAUUGAAGGACAUGAUGUCUUUCUCCAGGCCUCAACUUCUUUUGGAAAGAGUCUCUGCUACCAAUUACCGGCAGUGCUGAAGGAAUGGGGACUGACUCUGGUCGUAUGUCCUUUACUCGCACUGAUGACGGAUCAAGUGAACUACUUGAAGGGUCUGGGCGUGUCAGUCGCGACGAUCAAUUCAAACACCUCUUCUGAAGAGAGGCAACGAGUCAUGGACGACAUGCUAUGCGGUCAUCCCAGCACCAGAAUUCUCUAUGUUACACCAGAGUUGUUACAGACUGAGAACUUUCGUCGUCGCUUGCUCAUUGUGCACAGGCAACGCCAGCUCGUUCGUGUUGCAAUUGACGAAGCCCAUUGCAUCAGUGAAUGGGGGCAUGACUUCCGCACCGCUUAUAAAGAGCUUGGCUGGCUCAGAAAAAACCUGGUCAAUCCUAAAAUUCCCAUUACUGCUGUCACCGCGACAGCCACGCCCAACGUCCGUGAGGAUAUCAUCGGAAUCCUUGGGUUGAAUCUCAAUGACUUGAGGCUCUUCAACACCCCUUCAGAUCGUCCUAACAUUCACUACGAGGUUCGAUAUCGUCCAAAUCUCGAAGACGACAGCGCCGAAGCAGAAAGCAGUCAGCUUCUCAACUUGCACAAUUGGCUGAAAGCCACGCGACUACGCCGAGAGGCACGACUAGGAAUUGAGGGUUCUCAGAAUCCACCAAUGUCAGGCAUCGUUUAUGUGGGAACUCGGAUGAUGGCUGAGCAGUUGGCCGUCAAACUAUCCUCUGACGAGACUGUCCACGCGAUUGCAUAUCACGCUGGCGUGGAAGCAAAGAAGCGAUCCGAGAUUCAAUCCACCUGGAAGUCCUCUCGGUCUUUCCAACCAGCACAAGGAAGACCAAAUCCUACAUUCUCAAUUAUUGUUGCAACAAAUGCCUUCGGCAUGGGCAUCGACAACCCUGAUGUUCGGUUCGUCGUUCACUGGACACCACCCAAAAGUUUUGAGAGUUUCGUGCAAGAAUCAGGCCGUGCAGGCCGAGACGGCUGUGCUGCGGUGUCGCUUGUUUACUACGGUAUUCAAGAAAGAGACCACAUUCGAAAUCUCAUCUUCCGCGACGCAGAAAGCCAUCGUGGACCCAAUACCAAAGAAAAUCGGGAUGUCAAGGUUUUAAGUUUCGGUAAGGUUAUAAAGUACUGCGAGACCAUCACAAGAUGCAGGCAUGAGCUUAUUAAGGAGUUCUUUGGUGACCACGAGCUAGAGGAAAUGGGAUCACAGCGGCCCGCGAGUGACAAUGUACCCGUCAGUUCAUCUCCUUGUGAUUUUGCCUGUGACUUCUGCAAGGAAGGACGUGGGGGAUUAGCGAUGCGCCGGGCGAAAAUGGGCUCAGAAACGGAGCUAUACGCGUAUAAUGAGUGA